AUGUCCGACUCGGAGGAUAUUAUCGACCUCCCCGAGGAGGGUGGUGACGACCUCUUUGGAGACGAGGGGGACGAGGUGAUGUCGGAUCAGGGCAAUAUGCUUAGCGAUCGCGACCUGGAAUCGGACAGAGAGGAUGACCGUGACCGCAUCGAAGAUGAGGACGAUUACCCGCGUGAGGAUAGAGACUCUCACCACCUGGCCGAAUCGAUCCCUCUCUACCGGCAUCGAAUCCCAAAAUCAAAAGACAACACGCUUCACAACCUCAAAGUACCAAACUUCCUCAAGUUCAACCCAGUGGAAUACAAACCCGACGAGUGGCAGCCCUCCAAGUGGGAGCUCAACAAUGCCAAUUCCGAAAACCCCAUCCCAUCAAUCAUGUGGCGCCGCGAUCACAAGACGGGGAAGCUUAAGAGCAAUGCCAACAUUCACAGAUGGAGCGAUGGUUCCACGACCCUCCAGAUCGGAGACGAUCACUACGAGAUCACAUCCAACUCACUCGUCGGACCGCCUAAUGAGCCGUAUCAAGACGUUAAGGAUGCACAUGAAUACGCGGCAGCUGCCCAUCUAACGACCAAUUCCUUGUUAAUCGUCGGUCACUACACCGAGCAAUACUCCAUCAAGCCUCCCGAGGAACUCCAGGAUGCCGCCUUCGACCGCCUGGUGGCAGGUCUUAAUAUGAACAAGAAGGAGAGCACCACCAGCAGGCUCAUCGCCACCAACGAGGACCCCGAGCGCAAGAAGAGAGAGGCCGAGCUCGCCGAGAAGGAACGGGCAAAGAACCAGCGCCGUCGGGAGACAGCGGCUGCGCGCUCUGAGGGAGCAGGGAGUCGGUACAAGGGCGGGGCUCUUUCCAUUGGCGACUUGGAGGGUAGGCGUGGAGCGGGAGGAUCCAGGAAACGUGGUGCGCCGGGCGGAGCCAAGAAGAAGCAUCGCCGUCCUGAAUAUGAUUCUGACGAUGAUCUUCCCAGCGGGGCGCGCCGCACGGACAACUACGACAUGGACGACGGGUUUUUGGUCGGUAGUGACGAAGAUGAUGAUGUCGUCGAGGAUGACGAGGAGGAGGAUAUUCUGGAUGAUGAGGAUGAGGAUGAGAGGCCGAGGGCGAAGAGGCAGAGGACGGCUGACCCGGAGGAGGAUGCUGAUGGGGAUGAUGAUGACGACGCCCCGGCUGCUUCUCAUCGCCGCAGGAGGCGGGUUGUUAAUGAUGAUGAUGACGAAUAG
This is a messenger RNA of Podospora anserina S mat+, 1221 nucleotides long. RefSeq lists its product as uncharacterized. The record is from RefSeq and is a predicted model, not a curated record. Gene Ontology annotation, cellular component: nucleus; Cdc73/Paf1 complex. Gene Ontology annotation, biological process: transcription elongation by RNA polymerase II; positive regulation of transcription elongation by RNA polymerase II. The transcript is spliced from 2 exons. The coding region runs from base 1 to 1221 and encodes 406 amino acids. Gene Ontology annotation, molecular function: RNA polymerase II C-terminal domain phosphoserine binding. Lineage: Eukaryota; Fungi; Ascomycota; Sordariomycetes; Sordariales; Podosporaceae.